This is a messenger RNA of Ilex paraguariensis (yerba mate), 1488 nucleotides long. The record is from the annotation of a GenBank genome assembly. Lineage: Eukaryota; Viridiplantae; Streptophyta; Magnoliopsida; Aquifoliales; Aquifoliaceae.
AUGGCUGUCUUUGUUCUCUUCAUGUUGUGGAGGUUUUUAUACUCUUGCUGGGUUUUGCCUAACCAGGCCUACCAGAAGCUUAGGAGGAAUGGAUUUAGUGGUCCAACUCCAAGUUUUCCUCUAGGAAAUAUUGCUGAUAUGAAGAAGAGUCUCCGCUCUUCUUCUUCAUCUUCUUCUUUAAGCAUCAGACAUGAUAUCCAUUCAAGAGUAUUUCCAUACUUUUCUCUGUGGCAGAAACUGCAUGGGAAGGUGUUUAUUUAUUGGUUGGGGACAGAGCCAUUUCUAUACAUUGCAGACCCUGAGUUUCUAAGGAAGAUUUCCGCUGGUGUUAUGGGCAAGAGUUGGGGAAAGCCCACUGCUAUGUCAAGCAUGAUGGUGGAAUCAAUCACAAACAUGCUCGAUCGGUGGACGGCCCUAAUCACCUCUGGAAAGCCCGAAAUCGACGUGGAGACAGAAAUCACGAGCACAGCCGGAGAGAUCAUAGCGAAGACGAGCUUCGGAAUGAGCUGCGAAAAAGGGAAAGAAGUGUUCGAAAAACUAAGAGCCAUGCAAAUGGCACUUUUCAAAUACACCCGUUACGUGGGUGUGCCCUUUAGCAAUUUCAUGUGUCCUUAUCAAAAUUCAGAGGCUAAAAAGCUUGGGAAAGAGAUUGAUGCUAUGCUAUUAUCAAUUAUAACGUCAAGAAAAUCAAAUGUAGGGCAGCCCCAGAAGGACCUUCUUAGCUUGUUAAUGGCGGAAAGCCAGGUGGGUGGGUCGUCGGAGAAGAAGUUGACGACGAGUGAGCUGGUGGAUGAGUGUAAAACUUUCUUCUUCGCAGGCCAUGAGACCACUGCUUUGGCUUUGACGUGGACGUUGCUACUCUUGGCCAUGCACACUGAGUGGCAGAAUCAGCUGAGAGAAGAGGUCAAAGAAGUGAUUGGAGAUGGAGAGAUUGAUGCCACCAUGCUUGCAAGACUAAAGAAGAUGGGAUGGGUAAUGAAUGAGGUUCUACGGUUAUACUCACCGGCACCAAACGUACAACGGCAAGCAAGAGAAGACAUCCGAGUGGACGGGGCGGUGAUCCCCAGUGGCACAAACAUGUGGAUCGACCUCGUUUCAAUGAACCACGACCGAUCACUUUGGGGCGACGACGUUUAUGAGUUCAAGCCAGAGAGGUUCAAGGAUGACUCGUUGUAUGGAGGAUGCAAGCACAAGAUGGGGUUUUUGCCUUUUGGGUUUGGAGGGAGAAUGUGUGUGGGAAGAAACUUGAGCAUGUUGGAGUACAAGAUUGUUUUAACUCUUAUUGUCACUAGGUUUUCGUUUUCCCUGUCGCCAAACUACUGCCAUUCUCCCUCUAUCAUGUUGUCUCUCAGGCCUACCCAAGGCCUGCCUNCUCACAAGGUUUUCGUUUUCCCUGUCGCCAAACUACUGCCAUUCUCCCUCUAUCAUGUUGUCUCUCAGGCCUACCCAAGGCCUGCCUCUUAUAUUUCAACAACUUUAGUUUUCUAA